Molecule: messenger RNA, 1140 nt
Organism: Penicillium alfredii
Lineage: Eukaryota; Fungi; Ascomycota; Eurotiomycetes; Eurotiales; Aspergillaceae
Gene: pex10
Product: ubiquitin-protein ligase peroxin 10
Exons: 1
Coding region: 1-1140 (379 amino acids)
Biological process (GO): protein import into peroxisome matrix
Cellular component (GO): peroxisomal membrane
Molecular function (GO): zinc ion binding
Source: RefSeq, a predicted model, not a curated record
AUGGCUGACGACGACCCCAAUCUAUCCCUCCCCACCACAGAUACCCUCACACCCACCUCGCACUUCUAUCCUUUUGCAAGCUCGCCCGACGUCAUCCGCUCCCACGAGAAGGAUGUCUUCCUCACCAGCGGCCUGAUUCAACAAGCCCAGAACAUUGUUCGGUCUCUCCGGGGCGCCCGGUUCGCACACACCCAUGCCGAUGCGAUAAAGCACCUGACGGAGCUGCUCUAUUUCUCCCUGACCACGGUCAUCGGCAACCGCACCCUGGGCGAGGAGUACUGUGACCUGGUCCAGCUCGAAGAUGACUCUCUUCGCCUACCAUCUAUCACCCGCCGCGUCGGCUACGUCCUCAGCAGCAUUCUAGUCCCGUGGACACUACAGCGCAUCCUCCCCGCAUUGCGGCACCGGCUACGCAACAAACUCGAGCGCAGCAUUGCUCGGCAGCAGCUCCGUGCGGCACAGCAAACAAGCCCCCUGCCGCAAAAAUCGUCUUCUAAAACCUCGACGUCGGGGUUUCGGUCCUUCUGGACCAAGCUGCGCAUCCAGCAGUAUCUCCUCGAACACGUCGACUCCAUCACAUCCCUCUCCCCCAUCUACGCCCUCAGCAUUGCCACAUUCUACUUCACCGGAUCUUAUUAUCAUCUCUCCAAGCGGCUUUGGCGGCUGCGCUACGUCUUCACCAAGAAGAUUGAAGACAACGAGCAGCGCAUCGGGUACGAGGUGCUGGGCGUGCUGCUAGCGCUACAGAUCGCCGUGCAAGGGUUCUUGCACGUCCGGAAACUGGGCCACAGCGUAAACGUCUCAGAAGAGGAGAAGAACACUGCCGAUUCACCAGGCGAGGCACGCUCAGAGACGGGCGCGCUGCUUGCCUCGAUCCAGCACCCGGCCGCCGUCCCCGUCCUCCCAGCCUCUGCGCCUCGCUAUGACUUGGAAGAGGAUCCUGGCGCCGUCUCGUGGAUCCCGGAUGGCCAGCAGCGCAAGUGCACGCUGUGCUUGGAGGUUUUCAAGGACCCGAGUGUGACCACCUGCGGCCACGUCUUUUGUUGGGUCUGUGUUCGGGACUGGGUCCGGGAGAAACCCGAAUGUCCACUUUGUCGACAGGAGGUUCUUUUGUCCAAAGUCCUUCCCUUGCGCGGGUAG